CCUAGUCAGACUCCAGCCUCUGGGCCCUGCACUUCGGCCCGGCCUUCCUGGGGACGGAGAAACCCCCCAAGCCCUGUCCAGUGCCCCAGGACCCAGCCCAUGAGGCUCCCAGUCCCCUCUGAGUGCCGCCCUGAAGGAUGUCCCAGCUCUCCUCCACCCUGAAGCGCUACACAGACUCCACCCGCUACACAGACGCCCCUUACGCCAAAUCGGGCUAUGGCACCUACUCCUCCGCCUCCUAUGGGGCCAACCUGGCUACCUCCUUCCUGGAGAAGGAGAAGCUCGGUUUCAAGCCAGGGCCCCCCUCCAGCUUCCUCACCCGGCCCCGUACCUACGGCUCCCCCUCCAUCCUGGACUAUGACCGCAGUCGCCCCCUGCUGAGACCUGACAUUGGGGGUAGUAAGCGGUCCGAGAGCCAGACCCGGGGUGCUAACUGGACUUCAGGGAGUGGACUCAGCGGCGGCAGCCGAUUACCUUAUGGUGUCACCAGCAACUCCCUCGGCUACCUGCCCAUGAAUGCCCGCGAGCAGGGGGUAACGCUGACCCAGAAGAAGUCCAACAGCCACUCAGACCUAGUCCGGGAUUUCUCCAGUCUCCGGACCUCGGACAGCUACUGCAUAGACCCAGGCAACUUGGGCCGGAGCCCCAUGCUGGCCCGCACACGCAAGGAGCUGUGUGCCCUGCAGGGCCUGUACCAAGCGGCUAGCCGAUCUGAGUACCUGGCCGACUACCUGGAGAACUAUGGUCGCAAGGGCAGUGCACCCCAGGUGCCCACCCAGCCCCCUCCCUCCCGAGUCCCUGAAGUCCUCAGCCCCACCUACCGACCCAGUGGCCGCUAUACUCUGUGGGAGAAGGGCAAGAGCCCUGGGCCCAGCCGCUCCAGCUCCCCAGGGCGAGACACCAUGAAUUCUAAGAGCGCCCAGGGUCUGGCUGGUCUUCGAAACCUUGGAAACACGUGCUUCAUGAACUCGAUUCUGCAGUGCCUGAGCAACACCCGGGAGCUGCGAGAUUACUGCCUCCAGAGGCUCUACCUGCGGGACCUCAGCCACAGCAGCAAUGCCCACACAGCCCUCAUGGAAGAGUUUGCGAAACUAAUCCAGACCAUAUGGACGUCAUCCCCCAAUGACGUGGUGAGCCCGUCUGAGUUCAAGACCCAGAUCCAGAGAUACGCCCCACGCUUUGUUGGCUAUAAUCAGCAGGACGCCCAAGAGUUCCUUCGCUUCCUGCUGGACGGGCUCCACAACGAGGUGAACCGGGUGACCGUGCGGCCGAGGGCCACCCCCGAGAACUUUGACCAUCUUCCUGAUGACGAGAAAGGGAGACAGAUGUGGAGGAAGUACCUCGAGCGGGAGGACAGUCGGAUUGGGGACCUCUUCGUGGGGCAGCUGAAGAGCUCCCUGACGUGCACCGACUGUGGCUACUGCUCAACGGUCUUUGACCCCUUCUGGGACCUCUCGCUGCCCAUCACUAAGCGAGGUUACCCUGAGGUGACACUAAUGGACUGUAUGAGGCUCUUCACCAAAGAAGACGUGCUCGAUGGAGAAGAAAAGCCAACGUGCUGCCGCUGCCGGGCCAGAAAGCGAUGCAUAAAGAAGUUCUCCAUCCAGAGGUUCCCCAAGGUCUUGGUGCUCCACCUGAAGCGGUUCUCUGAGUCCAGGGUGCGCACCAGCAAGCUCACGACCUUUGUGAAUUUCCCUCUGAGGGACCUGGACUUGCGAGAAUUUGCCUCGGAAAACACCAACCAUGCUGUUUACAACCUGUAUGCUGUGUCCAACCACUCUGGAACCACCAUGGGGGGCCACUACACAGCCUACUGCCGGAGCCCCGUGACCGGUGAAUGGCACACUUUCAAUGACUCCAGCGUCACGCCCAUGUCCUCCAGCCAAGUGCGCGGCAGUGACGCCUACCUGCUCUUCUAUGAACUGGCCAGUCCACCCUCCCGAAUGUAGCAGCCAGGAGCCACGGCCUGUCCUCCCCGCCCUGUGG
Echinops telfairi (small Madagascar hedgehog) is the source of this 1986-nucleotide messenger RNA. It is a transcript of the gene USP2, whose product is annotated as ubiquitin specific peptidase 2. The record is from RefSeq and is a predicted model, not a curated record. Gene Ontology annotation, molecular function: cysteine-type deubiquitinase activity. The coding region runs from base 138 to 1949 and encodes 603 amino acids. Gene Ontology annotation, cellular component: cytoplasm. NCBI's taxonomy places the organism in Eukaryota, Metazoa, Chordata, Mammalia, Afrosoricida, Tenrecidae. Gene Ontology annotation, biological process: protein deubiquitination. The transcript is spliced from 13 exons.